GCGGCUGCGCUACAGUUCUACCCGCGUCUAGUCCUUCAGAUAACAACUCUUCUUCGCCUGCGCACGCAGUAGAGCUCCUGAACGAGCUGAAAACAACCCACGAUAGCUUAGGCUUUGCUACGAUAUUUGGGUUUGACUCCCGAUGUUGAGCAGUUUUCAUUAAUGGUUCGCUACGUAUGCGGCUGGCAAGAUUGCUGUUAAACUUUUGCCUUAACUGGUGCUGGUUCGAAGCCUUCUGGAAGCUCUUUCAAACCCAUAACCCUUAUCAGUCAUUGGGGCAAACUGUGCAUGGGCCAUUCAUUGUUGCUUUUGAACCUGUUCCAAAGAUCCAUUUCCAAUUGCAUUCACUCUCACUGUGCUUGCUCCAUCAGAAAUGCGAGAAUGGCACUAUAUUCGGUACUUCACAUCACCAGUGGGCGCCCUACGAUGUAGAAGGGUGUAUUGACGCCUCGUUCAACAGUAUCAUAUUGCUCCUUUAUCUCUGUUACUUUACUAUUGUUGCAAUAGGCUGCUUUCAGAUGCUGCGAUUCAGAAAUAUCUCUUACCACAGGGUCUGCACAGGUUCUAGCUCUCAGGGAGGUGAUAUAGCUAUUACAUUCCCCACAGAAUCGAACAGUUGCUAUCUUUGUUGGGCGUCAGAAGACUUGUGCUCCUGAUACCCACGAAGUCUCUCGCCCUUUUCAAGGUGCGCCUCUGUGACACGUACACAUAUAAAGAGCCCACCGGUGGGUGUUCAAGGUUCGCUCAGUUCCGUAAAUUGGUCAUACUGGCACAAUGUCUUCCAGCCUUGACAAGCCGUUAAAGCUCAUCGUCAUAACCGGAGGUCAUGGUUUCAUCG
Lentinula edodes (shiitake mushroom) is the source of this 838-nucleotide messenger RNA. RefSeq lists its product as uncharacterized. The coding region runs from base 177 to 656 and encodes 159 amino acids. NCBI's taxonomy places the organism in Eukaryota, Fungi, Basidiomycota, Agaricomycetes, Agaricales, Omphalotaceae. The transcript is spliced from 2 exons. The record is from RefSeq and is a predicted model, not a curated record.